UCUCCCCAGAGGCUCUCCCCCUUGGUACAAAAAUUUAAUGAUUUGGACAGAGACUUCAAGUCAGCCUCGGAUCUGGACAACAUCCAGGACCUCAUACAGGAGGUGGAUGACUUGCUGGAGAGCCCAGGGGACCUGGAGACCUGGCCCCACUCAGAUCAGAACUAUGUGGCCACUAACCUGCUCCUCAACAUGGAACAUGUCGUCAGAAAGUUGAGCAAGGCCCCACCCAAUGAAUCGCUGACCUUUAAAGCAACCGGAGGCACAGAACUGUCUCUGAAGAUAAAGAAGCAAGGAGACAGGACGGUCACCUUCAGUGUUAACCAGACAAAGAUGAUGCUGGACUGGGAUGCAGUACAGGAAUCUGGUGAUUCAGGUCCGUCUACGGUGGGCCUUUUGUCCACCCCGGGAAUGGGCAAGUUGAUGGCUGAAGCCCCCCUGGUUCUACAAGCUGAGGAGCAGUCAGUUCUGCAUGAGACACACAAGGGCCUGUUGCAGGAAGUCUCCCUCAUCCUGUUCUCAGAUGUCAUCUCUGUCUUUGUGAGCAAUAACACCCAGAACCUAAGCUCCCCAGUCACCUUCAUCUUCAAGCAUGCAGUGGCCCCAGAGCCACAGCAGAAGCUUUUCUGUGUCUUCUGGGAGUCUGGCCAGAAUAAAAGUUAUUGGUCCACCAAAGGCUGCUGGAGGGUGGGCACCAGAGACGCCAGCACCACCUGCCAAUGCAGCCACCUCAGCAGCUUUGCUGUCCUCAUGGCCCACUAUGAUGUGCAGGGGGAGGAUCCCGCCCUGGCUGUGAUCACCUACGUGGGGCUGAGCCUCUCUCUGCUGUGCCUCCUCCUGGCGGCCCUCACCUUCCUGCUGUGCAAAGCCAUCCAGAACACCAGCACCUCACUCCACCUGCAGCUCUCGCUCUGCCUCUUCCUGGCCCACCUGCUCUUCCUCACGGCCAUAGACAGAACUGAGAACAAGGUGCUGUGCGCCGUCAUCGCGGGUGCCUUACACUAUCUCUACCUGGCCUCCUUCACCUGGAUGCUGCUGGAGGGCCUGCACCUCUUCCUCGCCGCUUGCAACCUAAGGGUGGUCAACUACUCCAGCGUGAGCAGGUUCAUGAAGUGGCUCAUGUUCCCUGUGGGCUACGGAGUCCCGGCUGUAAUCGUGGGCAUUUCUGCAGCAUCCAGGCCUCACCUUUAUGGAACACCUGCCCGAUGCUGGCUCAGCACACAAAAGGGAUUUAUAUGGACCUUCCUUGGCCCCGUCUGCACCAUCUUCUCUAUUAACUUGGUCUUCUUUCUGAUGACCAUCUGGAUUCUGAAAACCAAGCUCUCCUCACUCAACAAGGAUGUGUCCACCCUCCAGAACACGAGGAUGUUGACAUUUAAAGCAAUGGCUCAGCUCUUCAUCUUGGGCUGCACGUGGUGUCUGGGAAUCCUGCAGGUGGGUCCAGCUGCUCAUGCUAUGUCCUAUCUCUUCACCAUCAUCAACAGCCUGCAGGGCGUCUUCAUCUUCCUGGUGUACUGCCUCCUCAGCCAGCAGGUCCAGGCGCAAUACAGGAAAUGGUUGAAAGGAGUCAAGGAAACCAAAGUCGACUCUGAGAAGUACACACUCUCCAGCAGGGCUAUGUGUAAAGUCUCCAAACACAAUGUGGAGAAUGAAAUUAACAACUACACCAGAUGAUCCUGUCUCCUGGAAAAUAAGGAAAACACUGAACAGUCAUCCUUUGGGCAAAGAAUAUAGAAAAUACUUUUUGUGUCUGUUACAAGUAACUCUUCAUGGCACCAUUGUGGGAGAAAGUAUACAGGAAAUGUUUGACAUUCAUUUACUAGAGAAUUGGGGUCUUCUGGUCCACACAGUAUGCGCAGCUCAAUCCCAGCAUAGUCAGGGAGCUAAGACCCAAUUCCUCACUUGUCUUGGGUUAAACCUUCCACUUCAACCUGUUUUUCUACAAAAAUGUUCCUCAAGUUAAAUAUAUAUAAACAAGGAAAAUCAUCAUCAAAUGUCUAUCUUAAAACAACAUAUAAAAGUAAUGUUCAAAUACCUGUAUUUGGCCUCCCUACCUACAUGCCUUGACUUCACUCUUCAUUUCUAAAGACUUACUAAUUUUUCAUUUAAAAAUAUUUCUCUUACUCACCAUGUGCUGCACACAGAUCAAGACAAAUCCAGUUCCUGAUUUCACAAAGCUUAUAUGUAAAGAAAAUGUUAGAAUAAAAUCAAUAGUUUCUACAUCCUUGCAUUUUAUAAAUUUGAGUUUUAUGCAAGGUGUGUAUUGCUACAGUAUAUUGUGUAAUUGUGUUUAUAUUACUUCACCUAGGCAAAACCCAAUCCAGAGCAAUUUCACCUGUAAGAAAUUCCCUAUGGAUUUCCACAGACCAUAUUUGUAUAAUUUGAACAUAUGGGGAAAUGCCUAUAAAUGACCUUAACAUUAAAAAUAUCCAUGAGUCCAUAGUGAUACCUAAAAAUAUCAGCUAAUAAUUUUAGAAGAUGAGAUAAAAUUAGAAAAUCAUGAUUUUGCAAUAUCAAGUAAAUGGCCACUAAAAAAAAAUGUAAAAAGCUGUUAGAGGACAGGCUAGUCAGUCCCACACUGCCAAA
This is a messenger RNA of Pipistrellus kuhlii (Kuhl's pipistrelle), 2583 nucleotides long. Its product is annotated as adhesion G protein-coupled receptor E2. Gene Ontology annotation, molecular function: G protein-coupled receptor activity. Gene Ontology annotation, cellular component: membrane. Gene Ontology annotation, biological process: adenylate cyclase-activating G protein-coupled receptor signaling pathway; cell surface receptor signaling pathway. Lineage: Eukaryota; Metazoa; Chordata; Mammalia; Chiroptera; Vespertilionidae. The record is from RefSeq and is a predicted model, not a curated record. Bases 190 to 1671 code for a protein of 493 amino acids. The transcript has 12 exons.